AUGGAAAAUCUUUCAAUGGCAUGCCAGGAAGCUCUGAGUUAUCGACAAGAAGGUUCUAUUCAACUUAUUCGUUGUGUUACACCAACUGUGGAAGAGCGAAAUAAUCCAGAAUACGUACCUCAGUUAGAAAUCAACGAGAAGGCACAAGAGAUUAUUUCUCAACGAUUUAAUGCACCUAUCUCGAUUAUUGUGUAUGUCGGAAACAUGGGCGUUGGCAAAAGUAAACUGGCUUCACUUACUAUUGCUGCAUUAGAAAAGGAGCAACACCACCCAUCUAUGGGUUGGUUUCGAAGUGGUGUCAAUCCUGACGGAAUAACAAGAGGUGUUUGGAUGUGGAGUGAACCGCUUUAUCAUCCUGAUGAUCAUGAGGGCAAAAAAGGUUCAAUUUUAGUCCUUGACUGUGAAGGAAUGGGUGAUUUAGACGAAACUACAGGUGCUAAUCUGUAUUUGUUCUGCAUGAUCAUGAGCACCGCUUUUUGUGUUCUUCUUCGUCCUGCUCGUAUUGAAAAGGAUCAAUGUGAACGCCUUUAUCAUGCGUUACGUCGAUUCGAAAAUAUGAGAACACAACAUGUUUUACCAAACUUUUGGUUAAUCCCCUUAGAUUCGUCUGAAUUUGCUUACAGUGAUGAAGAUACCGGUGAUGAUGUAACUAUCACGAAAGAACAAUGGAUUGAAAUAGUAUUUAGUGUAAAGGAAGAACGUAAUCAUCUAUCGACCAGUGAAAAUCAAAGAUUGAAAACACAGUAUGAAUUUAUUCAUCGUAUAUUACCCAAAAUAGACGCCAUCAAUAUUGAUCAUCUACCACCGCCAUUAAAGAAAAAUACUAAAACGCUAGAUUUAUAUUCGUUACUUCGCGAAGAAGAACUAUUAAAUAUUAAAAAUCGAGAUGGAUAA
Rotaria sordida is the source of this 894-nucleotide messenger RNA. NCBI's taxonomy places the organism in Eukaryota, Metazoa, Rotifera, Eurotatoria, Philodinida, Philodinidae. The record is from the annotation of a GenBank genome assembly.